Molecule: messenger RNA, 1763 nt
Organism: Puccinia graminis f. sp. tritici CRL 75-36-700-3
Lineage: Eukaryota; Fungi; Basidiomycota; Pucciniomycetes; Pucciniales; Pucciniaceae
Exons: 8
Coding region: 24-1652 (542 amino acids)
Source: RefSeq, a predicted model, not a curated record
CUCAAAUAAAAUUCCCGAUUGUCAUGAUGCGUUCUCAGCUGAUUUUGGUGGCCUUAUGGCUCUUCUCUGCUCAUUGUGGGGGAAUGAUCAAUCAAUCACUCACAAUCAAGAGAUGUCAGGAAUCACUCGACGUACCUCCUAUCCGUCAUGAGGAUACAAAUUUAUAUGAUGGACUAGAGCCGUCCUCCUAUGAGAACCACCGAAUCAGUGACUCUAAAAAACUCUUAAGUCCUAAAUCUGAAGAACAUACGGGCCCCAACCUUCAAGACUUUAAAUUCAACCCUAGAAAGAGACCAACGCCUCCAACGCCUGUUUAUGAAGUAAAUGUCUAUGGAGCUAGACCUGCCGGGAUAAAAACCACAAAAGGGAAACAGCCUUCGCUCUUUGACAAUGAUGAUUAUGAUUUUCACAAACGUUACGAACGGUCGCAGCUCCUAAGUCCAGAGACAAAAUCAGCCAUCGCCCUUCAAAGACUGAUCGACGAGUUGGGCAAGGAAAAGCCCUUGACUCCAGAACUGGUCUCCAAGUUGGAAGAGAAUUGGGGGGAAAAUUUUGAGGAGGUCAUUCAGCUUUACAAAAAUUGGGAUUUGCUUUCGUCCAUAGAAUCCAAGACCAACGGGGAGUUUUACUUGAUAAGCGUGACUCGUGAAACAAAGAAAGACGCAAAGACACGGGAGGCUAGAAAGGUUGUCGAGGACACUCAGUCGAAACUUGAGAUUCUCGUACAAUUGCGAAGCCUGAAGCUUGGGGAAGCCGAUUCAACUGGUUUGUAUUGGAAACUGAUGAAAAAUUUACUUCCGGCCCUCCAUGAGCAACCCACGGCUCUUUCAGAUAAUAAACAUUUUCAAUUGGAAGCUGAGAAACAAUUGCAAAAUCUGGGCGCGUCGAUUUUGAAUGAAGUCAAGAAGCUGAUGACCGACGAGCUGAGAACUGAGCUUGAGCAACAUACGCUUCCUUCACGGAUGCUAGUCCUUCCGUGGAAAUACGCGUUCACAGUAGUUGAUUUAUUGCACGAGAACGGUUUCCUUGAUGAAAAGGAGCUCCAAAGCUUCUUACGAGAAGAGGAAAUAGCAAAGCAAGUAAUCUUCUACAGCAAUGAGCUUUUCGCGCACGAGUCGUUUCCAGCCGACUUACCUGGCCAAACGCCUUGGGAGCACCUGAACGAGUCUUUCAAGGCCCUUGAUGCGAAAGCCAGAGAUAGUCAAGAGAAAUCUUCAGCCGAGAAGCCAAAGGGGUUUCAGUCGGAAGUCGCAGCACCUCUGGAUGAUGUAGACAAACUUGGGAUCAGAAUUUUCGUCGAGCGACGCAUCGCUCGUGAACAAGUGCUCUGGAGACCCCAUGAGAUCUCCCAGAUCCUGUUCUCUCCUUACCUUGAGGAACCUCUCUAUGAGAGGGUGAUACUUGGAAUUGAAAUGGGAUUGAAGGAAAACAAGUGGCAAAGCCCAUUUCGCCAGAGUGUUGGGGUACUUACUCUACAUCCUAGCGAUUACGAAAAGAGUCUGCGUAGCGCAGAAGAAGCCAUUCAGACAGCAACCAAAGCACUGCGAUAUGAUAUCCAAAACAGAGUUGGAAGUGUAUUCGACACUGAGUUCUGGGCGAUCGAACAAAGAAUUGAACAUCGAUUGAAUGAACGCCCGUUGAAAAAAAUCUGAAACCGAAGCGUCAAAUUAUGUAGUUUAGGCACACGAUAUGUAUGGGAAUGGCGGAAUUUUUUAACUACGUGGCCAAUCUCGCAAGCUUCUUACUACCCCAAGAUGUCAAAA